Durotheca rogersii is the source of this 1037-nucleotide messenger RNA. Its product is annotated as ARP2/3 complex 21 kDa subunit. The record is from RefSeq and is a predicted model, not a curated record. Bases 271 to 855 code for a protein of 194 amino acids. The transcript has 3 exons. Gene Ontology annotation, molecular function: actin filament binding. Lineage: Eukaryota; Fungi; Ascomycota; Sordariomycetes; Xylariales; Xylariaceae. Gene Ontology annotation, biological process: Arp2/3 complex-mediated actin nucleation; regulation of actin filament polymerization. Gene Ontology annotation, cellular component: cytoskeleton; Arp2/3 protein complex.
GUCAUCUUUGUUAGCACCACCCAACCGUCUGCCUUAGGUAAUCCUCCCAAGCCCAGUCAAGCCCAUCCUCACCUCGAGCCUCUCCUGACGAGCCCCUCCGAUUGAAAAGCUCCACGAAUCGGUAGCCAACCUCCAUAGCUGCCAGCUACAUACCGACAUCCUUACCUGCGUCCGACCUCACCUCCCUCGCACGCUCCCCGCCGCCGCCGUCGUGCUGUCGAGAGCUCAUCACCGACUUUUCUCUGGGUGCACCAACUGCAACUCGACAAGAUGCCGGCCUACAACUCGAUGUUCAACGGGGACCCGAACGUGCCGCGGCUGGUGGGCAACGUGCCGCUGCUGCCGCUGCGGACGAAGACGCGGGGCCCGGCGUACGCGCUGCCGCCGCUGCCGGCCGGCGCGCCCGCCGCCGAGUCGCCCGACCCGGACGCCGAGAGCUACGACAUCCUCGACGAGGUCCUCGCCCUCUUCCGCGCCAACACCCUCUUCCGCAACUUCGAGAUCCAGGGCCACGCCGACCGCCUCCUCGUCUACGGCAUCCUCUUCGUCAGCGAGUGCCUCGCCAAGAUCCGCCCCGCCCACUCCCUCCGCGACGCCACCAAGGAGGUCCUCAACACCGCCCUCGACCUCAACUUCGCCAUCCCCGGCGACCCCGCCUUCCCCCUCAACCAGAUCUACGAGCCGCCGCGCGACCGCCAGGACGCGGAGCUGCUGCGGCAGUACCUGUCGCAGGUGCGGCAGGAGCUGGCGACGCGGCUGCUGGCGCGCGUCUACGACGAGGAGGGCGGCGACGGCAAGCCGAGCAAGUGGUGGCUGAGCUUCACGAAGCGGAAGUUCAUGGGCAAGUCGCUGUGAGGCGGGUGUGCCACGACCGGAGGGAGACUUCGACGCCGGGGAGACGAGAGAGUACCCGUACCGUUACCGACCUGACCCUACCAUGUGUAAAAAAAAAAAAAGGGGAACUGCCUGCUUGUCCUAUACAAUCUACGUGCAGCCGUAAGCGGUGAAGAGGCUAGGGGAGGAGAGGGAGGGGGGGG